AGUGUGCGUCAAAAAGACACACCUUGCCAUUGACAUCACCAAACUGUGAUGUCAUGAUUCUACACAUCUCUGUACACAGUUUUGCAGCUUUUACAGAGGUUUCUGCCAAUAAACACAAAGAUAAAGAAGAUAAAGAGGAGGAGGAGGAGGAGGAGGACACAGCUGACCAGCAGGAGGCGCCAGCAGUCUGUUUAUGAGGCUCUGAUUUAACUUUCACUUUUGAAGCCAUAAAGAGAAAUCAGACAGGAAGUGUUCAGCAGAGUCUACAUGUGAUGUGAGUCUGUCUGCAGAAAUCUCUCUGAGAGGAAGAAACAACAACAGAGAGCAGGAGCAUUUCUACACAUGAAAACAUGAGAAAAGGAGUAUGAAAGUGUUCCACAGAUCAAUACAUCAUCAUCAUCAUCAUCAUCUGACCCUGACACCACAUCAUGGGUAUCUGGCAGAGUAAGCAGGAAUACAGCACAGAUGUGAGCAUCAAUCAGACCAUCAUGAAGUUCUGCAGUCUGGAUUCUUCAGACAUGCUGAAACAACACUAUGAGAGGAGGAGGAUGGAGGCGUCUGACUGCGCUCCAGACUGGAUCAAGAACCUGACAGAGAAGCUGGGCGCCUUCACGUCAGCUCCUGAGAUGGCAGGCCUCGGAGCGCUCGCCGUCGCCGUCUUCAUCGACAUGAAGUUCUCCAGUCCGCAGGAGGAGAGCACGAAGGACGCUCUGCGCUGCGUGUUUGCUGAGCAGAAGGCCUCUGAGGUCCGGGAUCUGAUCGACCACUGCCUGGAGACAUGCUGGACGUACAUUGACAAUGCCGGCAAGCUGAGGAGCGAACUGGAGCGGAUCGACGGUCAGCUGAGCGCGGCGCUCACCAAGCUGAAGAAUUCCAUGUUGGAUGACGGCCACUUGACGAACAACGCUCUGAAGGCCUGGGUGAAUGGGGCGGCCUUCCGCAUCCAGAUGAUGAUCCACCAGGUGAGACUAGGAGGGACUGACACCUACGUGAAGAGACUCCUCUCUGCUUACCAGAACAACCUGGAGUCGCUGUUCACAGAACACAAGGAGAUGAUCAGAAAGAAGUGCAAGCUGGACAGGGUGAUGCGCUAUGAUGAAGACCCUAAUGGACCUGAAUAUAUGUUUUUUGGUGAAAAUUCAAAUUUUUUUGAUUAUGGUCAUGACCUUGACUUUGACGACUGUUUUAACAGGUAUUAUUAUCACAUUUAUGGCAAGCAAUGGCGUGACAAUGAGAAUCACUUCAGUUACGUGACAGAGAAUCUGCAGCGUCUGGUUAGUCUGAGAGGCUCCAUUAACUUCUAAUGAGAGAGAAACUGAUUCUUGAUUUUGACUUAGACUUGUUGGACAGGGCUGUCCACAUACUUUUGGUCACAUACUGUUUCUAACGUUUGGUGUAAACUGAUGCAGUGAAGUAAAAUAUGAUCAAUGACUGAAGGAUUUACUGUAAAGUCACUCUUGACUACGUUAUCAAUAGUUACAGUAAUGUGAUGUAUUUAAUAAUCAUUUCAAAUACUUCUGUGUAAGUUUCAUAUUGUUUAUUGUUCAUAUUGUGUCAUUUUAUGGUAAUUCAUGGUGUGUUAUUAUUUAGGCUCAGCAGAGCUGUGAGUUAAAGUCCAACAAAAACUACAAUAUGUUGUUUCAUACUGUCCAAUCAGAGCGCCGCAGAUUGGGGAUUUAGAUCAAUAUAAAGUGCUGAGUCAUUACAGACGUUACAGUUGAAUAAAGUCAUGCUGACUGAUCACAGUUUUAAAUAAAGAAUAAUCAAUAUCA
Thunnus maccoyii (southern bluefin tuna) is the source of this 1772-nucleotide messenger RNA. RefSeq lists its product as uncharacterized. Bases 429 to 1304 code for a protein of 291 amino acids. The transcript is spliced from 3 exons. NCBI's taxonomy places the organism in Eukaryota, Metazoa, Chordata, Actinopteri, Scombriformes, Scombridae. The record is from RefSeq and is a predicted model, not a curated record.